CGCUGGUCGCCAGAAAAGACCCGCCCCGCUGUGCUGUCGCUCGCGCUGGAAGAAGCGGAAGAAGAUGGCGCUCACCAGCUUUUUACCUGCACCUACUCAGCUAUCUCAGGACCAGCUUGAGGCUGAAGAAAAGGCAAGAUCUCAGAGAUCACGGCAGACCUCACUGGUCUCAUCCCGAAGAGAACCUCCCCCCUACGGGUACCGGAAAGGCUGGAUACCUCGGUUAUUAGAGGAUUUUGGAGAUGGAGGUGCUUUUCCAGAGAUCCAUGUGGCCCAGUAUCCCCUGGAUAUGGGACGAAAGAAAAAAAUGUCGAAUGCACUGGCCAUUCAGGUAGAUCCUGAAGGAAAAAUUAAAUAUGAUGCAAUUGCUCGACAAGGACAGUCGAAAGACAAGGUCAUUUAUAGCAAAUACACUGACCUGGUUCCAAAGGAGGUUAUGAAUGCAGAUGAUCCAGACCUGCAAAGACCUGAUGAUGAAGCUAUUAAAGAGAUAACAGAGAAGACAAGAGUAGCCUUAGAAAAAUCCGUAUCACAGAAGGUUGCUGCAGCCAUGCCAGUUCGAGCAGCUGAUAAACUAGCUCCUGCUCAGUAUAUCCGAUACACACCAUCUCAGCAAGGAGUGGCUUUCAACUCUGGAGCUAAACAGAGGGUUAUUCGGAUGGUAGAAAUGCAGAAAGAUCCAAUGGAGCCUCCGAGGUUUAAGAUUAAUAAGAAAAUUCCCCGUGGUCCACCUUCUCCUCCUGCACCUGUCAUGCAUUCUCCUAGCAGAAAGAUGACUGUAAAGGAACAACAAGAGUGGAAGAUUCCCCCUUGUAUUUCUAACUGGAAAAAUGCAAAGGGUUAUACAAUUCCACUGGACAAACGUCUGGCUGCUGAUGGAAGAGGACUACAGACAGUACACAUUAAUGAAAAUUUUGCCAAACUGGCUGAAGCCCUAUACAUUGCCGAUCGAAAGGCUCGUGAAGCUGUGGAAAUGCGUGCUCAAGUGGAAAGAAAGAUGGCUCAAAAAGAAAAGGAGAAACAUGAAGAGAAACUUAGAGAAAUGGCCCAGAAAGCCAGGGAGAGGAGAGCUGGGAUCAAAACCCAUGUGGAAAAAGAGGAUGGGGAGGCACGUGAGAGGGAUGAAAUUCGGCAUGAUAGGCGAAAAGAAAGACAGCAUGACCGGAAUCUUUCCAGGGCAGCUCCUGAUAAGAGGUCAAAACUACAGAGAAAUGAAAAUCGAGAUAUCAGUGAAGUCAUUGCUCUUGGUGUGCCUAAUCCUCGGACCUCCAAUGAAGUUCAAUAUGAUCAAAGGCUCUUCGACCAAUCCAAGGGUAUGGACAGUGGAUUUGCAGGUGGAGAAGAUGAAAUUUAUAAUGUUUAUGAUCAAGCCUGGAGAGGUGGUAAAGAUAUGGCCCAGAGUAUUUACAGGCCCAGUAAAAAUCUGGACAAGGACAUGUACGGUGAUGACCUAGAAGCCAGAAUAAAGACCAACAGAUUUGUUCCCGACAAGGAGUUUUCUGGUUCAGACCGUAGGCAGAGAGGCCGAGAAGGACCAGUUCAGUUUGAGGAAGAUCCUUUUGGUUUGGACAAGUUUUUGGAAGAAGCCAAACAGCACGGUGGCUCUAAAAGACCCUCAGAUAGCAGCCGCCCCAAGGAACAUGAGCAUGAAAGCAAAAAGAGGAGAAAGGAAUAGAUACACAUCUCUUCAAAGUAAAUGAACUUAUUAUCCAGAACCCAAAUGAUGCAAGUCAUAAGGGGGAACACUUUGUAAAUGUUCAGGAUGAAACCAAAUCUGCAUGCCAGAUUCCAGUGCUACUUUUUAUUAUGGGAGAAAGGGGGGAUAGAAAAUUCUACUUAGAAUUAUUUAGUUUUUUUAAAGAGUGGGUUGUUUGUGUUCUCCUGCCUUUUGACAUUUAUAGAACAUACUGCCCCACACACGAAAUUAAGACCACUUCCUUUUGUGUGACACUAGUAGUUUGGGGUUGGUAUUUUAAGAACUGCUUAUGAAUAAAGUCACACCACAAUGGGUAGGAACAUGUUCACAUAUUGGAAGUGUCCUGCCAAGUGAAUUUUACCCCCAUUGAGAGCUCUGUUUUAAUUUGGAGUGGGGAAAGUAAGCUCUUGCUUGGUGCAACUAUUUGUUUCAAAUAAAAACAUUUAGACAAAA
Messenger RNA from Cynocephalus volans (Philippine flying lemur), 2149 nucleotides. RefSeq names its product SNW domain containing 1 (gene SNW1). The record is from RefSeq and is a predicted model, not a curated record. The transcript has 14 exons. Gene Ontology annotation, cellular component: spliceosomal complex. NCBI's taxonomy places the organism in Eukaryota, Metazoa, Chordata, Mammalia, Dermoptera, Cynocephalidae. Bases 65 to 1675 code for a protein of 536 amino acids. Gene Ontology annotation, biological process: mRNA splicing, via spliceosome.